Messenger RNA from Lepus europaeus (European hare), 5385 nucleotides. RefSeq names its product chromosome 8 C4orf54 homolog (gene C8H4orf54). Lineage: Eukaryota; Metazoa; Chordata; Mammalia; Lagomorpha; Leporidae. The transcript has a single exon. The coding region runs from base 1 to 5385 and encodes 1794 amino acids. The record is from RefSeq and is a predicted model, not a curated record.
AUGCUUUCCUUUCAUUUCUGGGAGUCCCGGGGUCGACCUGCAGAUGCUGCUCCUUCCGUGGCCGGUGGCAUUCGGACUCCCAGCUGCCCACGGUGCCAGGGAAACAACUGGACAGGACAGCUCUGCUGCCGGACGCUGGCCACAGUCUCAGCCAGCGCAGCAGCCCCCCAGCCACAGACCACCUCUGCUGCCCCAUCCAGGCACCUGGCCGGCUCCCGCAGGCUUGCCAAGGCCCCGCCACAGAGGCUGAGCGACUGGCCGGGGGUGGCUGCAGCGGCCUCGGUGCCUACAGCUUUGGGGCCAGUCCAGGCACGUGGGACCCUGCUCCGGGCCACUCUGCGGCCCCUCCAGGAGCUGAGAGGCACCCAGGGCAGCCCCAGGGCUCACCAUUGCCUCUUCCUGUCGCUGAGACCCGGGCGAGGGCUCCGGAUGGAAGCGGCCCCUCCAGAGCUGAGUUCGCAGGCUGCACCGGUGGAAGCAGGGGACGAGGGCAGCGGCGCUCCAGGCAGCCGGGAGCUCAAGCAACAGCUGCGGCCACUUCCCAAGCCUCCGGCCUCCUCCCAGCGAGAGGCGAAGUAUGUGGAGAUGUGCGCUUCAGCCGGAGCCCCGAGGGCCAGUCCCCGCACCGUGAAACUUACCCUGGAGCACCGUCCUGGGGACCAGCGGGCCCCUGGCAGCCCGAAGGAGAAAGCCCAAGAGGAGCCCAACGGCCGAGAGCAGCAGGCGCCAGCUCCCGGGAAGGAUCCUGCUGCGGUGGCACCCUCCGGCGCCCGGCUCUCCCGCACUGCCGAGGGGGAUGGCAGCUUCUCCUCCUCCGUGUCCUCGUCCCCAGUGGACGACGCAGAAGAGGACGGCCUUUCCAAAACGGCCGAUUCAGCCACAUCCACGGGGGCUCUGGCCACCUCCUCUUCGUCCUUAGGCUUUGAGAGUGAGGGCAGUGAGAUCCCAGGGAGCUGCCAGCCCCCGGGGGGAGAAGGGGCCGGCGGGGGAGGGGCAGGGGACAGCACCGAGUGCAGGGACAUCAUUGCCAAGUCGCAGGGCAGCAGGGACCCCCCCAAACACGAGGAGGCUCACUACAUCACCACCCACGAGAUCCAGCUGAGUGAGGUGGAGCAAGAUAUGGAUUUCGACGUGGGCCUGGCCUCCCGCUGGGAUUUCGAAGACAACAACGUGAUCUACUCGUUCGUGGACUAUGCCUCCUUCGGCGGCAGCGACGAGACCCCAGGGGACAUCACCACCCCGACCGAAGAGGACGACGACAACAGCUGCUACCUCAGCACCACUCCCAGCACCAACGCCACGCGGACGCCCAGCCCCACCAGCAGCGACCUGGUCCGCCCCGGCGCCGGCAGCAGUGGUCGUGACACCAGCAGCACGGAAGUCGGCAGCGGCCCCCCUGACGGUGACCCCACUCCCCCACCCACUGGCCCUGGCACUGCCACCCUGCCUGAGACCUUGCCGGAGCGCGGGGAGGCAGCUUCAGGGGCAGCCGCCGCCGCAAGCAGCUGUGGGAGUGCAGCAAGCCAGAUCCUCCUAUCAAUCAAACCGACUUCCCGGGCUAUAAAUGAGCCUAGCAACGUGCGUGCAAAGCAAAACAUUAUUUACGCUGCCAAGCAUGAAGGCGACAUGAGCCUCCGCGUCUCCACAGCUGCUGAACACAAUUCAAGUUCCCUGAAGCAAAACCCGGCUGCAGCCGUGGCUCAGGACCAUGCAAAGAAAUUCAUUGCCGUCCCUGCUCGCCUGCAAACCAGGUGCGGGGCCAUCCGAGCGAAGGAGCUGGUGGACUACUCCAGCGGGGCCUCCAGCGCCGUGAGCGAGCUGGACGAUGCCGACAAAGAGGUGCGUAACCUGACCUCCCGAGCCUUCCGGAGCCUCGCGUACCCCUACUUUGAGGCUCUCAACAUCAGCUCCCGGGAGUCCUCCGCCACGCUCUCCGAAGUGGGCUUUGGGCGCUGGUCGACCUUCCUGGAUCUAAAAUGCGGGGGCGUUGGAGCCAGGGUGGAGCAGAGCCUGCUGAGAAGCAGCGCGGCCUCAGUGGCUGCAGGGCUGAGGAAGGGCUGUGGCGCCAAGGCCGCUGUUCCAGACCAGCUCUACAUCCAGUCCAAGAAGUCCCAGACCAAGGCCUUGGAGUUCGUGGUCAGCAAGGUUGAGGGGGAGAUCAAGCACGUGGAGACACCCCUAUGCUUCCAGAAGCAGGUGCAGACAGGCCCCCGCGUCGUCACGCUGCUGGAGCCGCUGAACCUCCGCAGUGAGAGCAAGGCCAGCUCAGCUGCCGGGCCCUCCAGGGCCCCCAAAGGCUCCGGCAAGGCUUCUGGGUCGGUGUACACGGACGAUGGCUCCGAGACCUCCGAGAGUGGCAAGCCAGCCCCCCGCGCGGAUGGCUCCCAGAAGAAGUCCAAGUUUGCAUCCAGCCUGCUCAAAAAUGUCAUUUCUAAGAAGAUGCAGCGGGAACACGAGUUCAAAAUGGAGAGGGGAGAGGUCAGCGAUACGUCCCACCACAACCUCCCAGGCACCUGCAAGGAGACGGAAGGGCCUCCUGGCAAUGAGAAGCUGCGGGACAGGGGCCUGCAGAGGCAGAACUCCCGCCAUUCGGAGGCCGGCUCUGAGUACACCGUGGUCAGCGUGUCGGACGCAGGCGGGGAGGGCUCGGUGGUCGGCUCUAAGUCCCCAGUUUUCAAAGCUAGCACUCCUCGGGAGAGCACCGCAGGCUCCGGCCGGAAUGUCACCGAUGGACACACAGAAGUGUGCGAAAUUAAAAAGAGUGCCUCGGAGACAGUCAAGGGCAUCUUCCUCCGGAGUCAGAACAGCGCCUUCCGGUCGUGGAAGGAGAAGGAGGCGGAGAAGCGAGACGAGAAAGCCCCGGUGGGGAAGCUCAAACUCCCCAAAGGGGGCGACUGGAGGGCUGACCUCGGCGAGAUCUCGGCCAGCAAGUCCACCAUCAUGUCCCGCCUCUUUGUCCCCAAUAUUCAGCAGACACCCAAGGACAAGCUCCCCGGGAAGCAGGCCACCAAGUACCCCGCUGCCCAGGCCACCUCCACGGCGGUGAUCAAGCCCAAGGCUCCGGAAAUCAAGAUCCGGCUGGGGAGCGUGCAACAGCCCAGCUCGGACUUCAACAUCGCCAAAUUGCUCACGCCCAAACUGGCGGGGGGCAGCUCCUCCAACCUCUUCAAGACCAUCGAGGACAACAGCAGGGCGCAGCAGAAGCUCUAUCGGGGGGACAACCUGGAAAAGGUGCCCCAGUUCCAGGUGAGAGACGUCAGAGACAAGUCCAAGACUCAAGGGCCCCUCCACCAGGUGAGAGACGUCAGGAAACUCAUCAAAGGGUCAGGGGAUAGCAGUGACAAGGGCAGCGUUACCCCAGAGCAGGGGCUGACCGGGCCCAAGCCCAGGCAGCUGGCUCCUGCAUCCGGUGGAUCGGGAUCCCUGUCCCCGAUGGUGAUCACGUGCCAGGCUGUGGUGAACCAGGGGGAAGACAGCACGGACCGAGAGCCCAGGGAAGCCGUGGGCAAAGGGGGCAGCAGCAGGGUCUUGGAUCCCUCCUCCUCCCCAGAGGGGACGGUCUUGGUUCACAGAGCAUCAGGCAGGCUUCCGGUGGCCACCAUCGCGCCCAACAAGCCUGAGCAGGGCUCCUACCUGCCUGUGCUCAAGAUUGUUUCCAAGGCUUCCGCCCAGAAGACCCCGGAGAAGCCCAAGGAGGAGGAGGCGGCCAAGGAGGAGGGGAAGGCCCCCAAACCAGCCCGGAAUGCCCUGGAGAAGCUGACUGCGGCAGUGAGGUCCAUGGAAGAGCUGUACAGCUUCAACAGGAACGAAUGGAAACGCAAAAGCGACCCCUUGCCCAUGCUGACCGACAGCCACGUCCUGUCGCUCAUCGCCAGCGAGGAGAGGGAGGGCGGCGUGAGUGCUGAGGGGGACCCCGACAAGCUGGCCAAACGGCUGAGUGAGGCAGAAGAGCGCGGCCCGGCGAGGAAAGGCGCCGCGGUGCUGCGCGGGGCUCCCCUCGAACGCCUGCAGCGCAGACACUCCAACCCCAGCGCCGACAGCGUGUCUGCCCGCGCCGCCGCCUUUGAGAACCUAGCCAGGGAAAGGCCCCGGUCUCUCUACAUCCCCCCGGUCCACAAGGAUGCGGAGAGAAGCCACCCACUGCAGCCCCUCCCGCCCUACCCCAGCAACCGCAACGUGCUCACCGUGAGUGCGGGCAGCACCCAGAAAACCGGCGGCGUCGCCGGCAAGUUCCCCCAGGGGCCUUCUCCGGAGAGCCCCUCAGCGGUCAAGGGCAUCAAGGCGCAGGGACUACGGUCGCUCAAGAUUUCUCCGGCCACGCGGGCACCGCCUCCCGACGAGGCGAGCAACAGGAAAGGUGGCCUGGGCCUGGAGAAGAGCAACAGUGACUGUGAGAAUUACCUGACCAUGCCGCUGAAGGCAGGCUCUGCGGCUGCCGGGGGACUGCCUGGCAGGCCUGGAGCUGCAGCAGAGGCGCCCCCCGCCUCCUCAGCGGCCACGCUCUGCAGCUUACCCCCACUCAGCGCCCGCAGUCAGAUCCCCAGCAGCCCCAAAGGCUCUCAGGUCAGCGGAACCAGCCGGCCUGCGUGGCGAACCAAGCCUGACAAUUCCCGGGAGACCAUUGCUGCGGCUGCAGCCGCUGCAGGGCCACGAAGCCCCGAGCAUCCCCCUACCGCUAUCUACCACCAACCCUCACUGCCCUUCACCCUGCAGGGGCCCCAGCCUCAAGUCCUCUGCUUCUCCCCGCCUGGCAUGCCUGCCCCAGCACCUGCAGGCCCAGCCGCCGUCCCCGCAGACCCCUUCCAGCAGCCGCAGCCUCAGCAGACCCAGCGGAAGAUGCUCCUGGAUGUCACAACCGGCCAGUACUAUCUGGUGGACACCCCAGUGCAGCCCAUGACCAGGAGACUGUUCGACCCAGAGACGGGUCAGUAUGUGGAUGUGCCCAUGACCUCCCAGCAGCCAGCUGUGGCUCCCAUGUCUCUCCCUGUGCCUCCCCUGGCCCUGAGUCCUGGGGCCUAUGGACCCACCUACAUGAUCUACCCGGGGUUUCUUCCCACGGUGCUGCCCCCCAACGCCCUGCAGCCCACGGCAAUCGCUCACACGCCAGGGGGCAGCGAGCUCUCCCCCAUGGCGGCAGAACCCCCCAGUAAAGAGGCAGCUGCCACGUUCACUGAGGCCCCGUACUUCAUGGCCUCUGGACAGUCUCCAGCCUCCCCUUCCUCCUCGGCCCCAGCAGCCGCAUCCCAGCUCGUGGGGGCCAAGGGCUUCGCCCAGCUUCACGGCAAGCCCGUCAUCAGCAUCACUUCGCAGCCCCUGGGGCCCAGGAUCAUCGCCCCCCCUUCCUUUGACGGCACCACCAUGAGCUUUGUGGUGGAGCACAGAUGA